Mytilus trossulus (common blue mussel) is the source of this 723-nucleotide messenger RNA. RefSeq names its product UDP-galactose:fucoside alpha-3-galactosyltransferase-like. Gene Ontology annotation, molecular function: glycosyltransferase activity. The record is from RefSeq and is a predicted model, not a curated record. NCBI's taxonomy places the organism in Eukaryota, Metazoa, Mollusca, Bivalvia, Mytilida, Mytilidae. The transcript is spliced from 2 exons. Bases 1 to 723 code for a protein of 240 amino acids. Gene Ontology annotation, cellular component: Golgi apparatus.
AUGGGUCGUCAGGUAUUAAUUAUAACGACAAAUCCUCUAUCAAAGGAUAAAUUUCUGUCAAUUUCAUCGGAAAUCAACAUCGCCGUACUGAGUGUAGAACCGUAUCUUCAAAAAGAUCAAUAUUACAGUCAUGUAGGUUAUUUACGUCUAUUAGUCCAAAGAACAGAAAUACUGUUUACGUUACUAGAGAAUAAGAUAGAAACUUUCCUGUUUGAAAGUGACUCCCUAUGGAUAAAAAACCCUAUCCCCUUAUUACAGUCGUAUGCUAAUACGUCAGACAUGGUGUUUGUACAUAAUAUGAUUCAUCGUGGUUCUACUUCCGUUAAUGGAGGUUUUCUUUAUAUGUUUCCAACAAGUCCCACUAUUAAAGUGUUACACGAAUUACAUAGAAUGAUGAUGAAAUUAGCAGAUACUAUUAAAAACUGGCCACCAGAAAAAGCAGUUUCCGAAGGUGAAAAUGACCAAGUAUACUUAAAUCGUCUGGUUUUAAACAAAUAUGGUGGGAUGGAAACUACUAUGAUGCCCUUUUCAGAGUUCCCGGAUGGAAAGUGGUACACAGCAUCCGAGUCACAACGUAUAUCAUGGCAUCCAUAUGUUAUUCAUAAUAAUUGGAUAAUUGGAAGAGAAGAAAAAAUGAAACGUGCUAAACAGUGGGGUCAUUGGUUUAUGAAGGAUAAUAGUGAAUGUGAUGAUGAACAAGUUAGGAAGAUAAUUAACUUAUAA